GAUCUGCGGUCACACUAGCGUCUCUGCUCUUCGUUUCUGCUAAAAUUUGUCAAAAAACACAUAAAUAAAUCCGAAUAAUUAUAAAUAUAAUAUAUGAAUUACAAAAUUAGUAACUGCACGAACUGAAAACAGAAAAACCGAUCAGCAAAGACCAGAAAACAAGCCAAAUCGGAGAACAGUAUGAAAAUGGUGUUGUCGCAGCGGCAGCGCGAGGAGCUUAACCAAGCGAUUGCCGAUUAUUUGGGCUCAAAUGGCUACGGCGACUCACUGGAGACCUUCCGCAAGGAGGCCGAUGUCAGCACAGAGUCGGAGAAGAAGUAUGGCGGUCUGCUGGAGAAGAAGUGGACAUCGGUCAUACGCCUGCAGAAGAAGGUGAUGGAACUAGAGGCUAAGCUCACUGAAGCUGAGAAAGAGGUUAUCGAGGGUGCGCCCACAAAGAACAAACGCACGCCCGGCGAAUGGAUACCACGCCCGCCAGAGAAGUUCUCUCUGACUGGUCAUCGAGCCAGCAUAACGAGGGUUAUAUUUCAUCCCAUAUUUGGCCUCAUGGUUUCAGCAUCGGAAGAUGCCACCAUUAGGAUUUGGGAUUUCGAAACUGGCGACUAUGAGCGCAGUCUAAAAGGACACACCGACUCUGUGCAGGAUGUGGCAUUCGAUUCGCAGGGCAAGCUCUUGGCUUCCUGCAGCGCCGAUUUGUCCAUCAAAUUGUGGGAUUUCCAGCAGAGCUACGAAUGUGUUAAAACAAUGCACGGUCACGAUCACAAUGUAUCAUCGGUGGCCUUUGUGCCCGCCGGCGAUUAUGUUCUGUCUGCUUCACGUGAUCGAACCAUCAAAAUGUGGGAGGUGGCCACCGGGUACUGCGUGAAGACAUAUACUGGCCAUAGGGAGUGGGUGCGAAUGGUGCGAGUGCACAUUGAGGGCAGCAUCUUUGCCACAUGCUCAAACGAUCACACAAUACGUGUUUGGUUGACGAAUUCAAAAGACUGCAAGGUUGAAUUACGUGAUCAUGAGCACACCGUGGAGUGCAUUGCCUGGGCUCCAGAAGCAGCAGCAUCAGCGAUAAACGAAGCAGCCGGAGCGGACAACAAGAAGGGCCACCACCAGGGCCCAUUCCUUGCAUCUGGUUCUCGAGACAAAACUAUACGCAUUUGGGAUGUGAGCGUUGGACUGUGCCUGCUCACGCUUAAUGGCCACGACAAUUGGGUGCGUGGCUUGGCAUUCCAUCCGGGUGGCAAGUAUUUAGUGUCGGCCAGCGAUGACAAGACCAUCAGGGUCUGGGACUUGCGCAACAAGCGAUGCAUGAAGACGCUCUACGCACAUCAGCAUUUCUGCACCUCCAUAGAUUUUCACAAGGCGCAUCCGUACGUCAUCAGCGGCAGCGUGGAUCAAACAGUUAAGGUCUGGGAGUGUCGUUAAAGCAAAUUAAAACCCAGCAAAAGUUUUGCUUACUUCUCAAUUUAAACAUAAAUAAAGCUAAUAUAAUAAAUCACACACAACACCACACACACACACACACACACAUAAAUGCAACAGUCUCAGCCACCUCCAGCAGCAAGUUUAUUUUCCAGACGCUUUCAGUGUCAGCGUCCGUCAGUAAAAUGAACACAUUACGAGUAGUGUAUUUUAAAGCCGAAUGCAAAAUCGCGAAAAGAAUUAUUUAUUUAAUUGUACAACCUUCUAACUAAAUAUGUAACUACCUACCUACCUACCUACUAUAUACAAAGUACAUGUACGUUAAUGCCUAUGCAUAUACACCUACGAUUAUUAUUUCGUUUAAUGUAAAUGCUGUGUCGGGUCGUUCGACCCUUCGCUAAUCCCAAAAGCAGCGGCUCGCUUAAC
Molecule: messenger RNA, 1839 nt
Organism: Drosophila guanche
Lineage: Eukaryota; Metazoa; Arthropoda; Insecta; Diptera; Drosophilidae
Gene: Lis-1
Product: lissencephaly-1 homolog
Exons: 8
Coding region: 181-1416 (411 amino acids)
Biological process (GO): microtubule organizing center organization; brain morphogenesis; retrograde axonal transport
Cellular component (GO): kinetochore; microtubule associated complex; nuclear envelope
Molecular function (GO): microtubule plus-end binding; dynein complex binding
Source: RefSeq, a predicted model, not a curated record